AUGGAUCUCAAGGGGCUCCUCUCCUUGAACUUCCUGCUGUUUCUCUCCCUGGCUUUUGAGCCGAGCUGUGGAACAGACCCACAGAGAAGGAAAAACGCCAUCAGGUUGCAUUUUCUUCUGACGGAAAGGUCCAGUCAGAAUCCCAGGGGGUUCACUCGAGUGAGGCCUUCUUUCCUCCCCCUCCUGACAGAACAGGUCUCCACUCCGGAAAUAAAGGUGUUGAACUGGACCCAGGAGAGCGGAAACUGCAGCUUGACGCUGGCCUGCGAAGUGGAGAAGGGGGACCAUGUGGCUUACAGCUGGAGGGAGGAGACAGGUGCCGACCCGCCGAUCUCAGCCAACAGCUCGCACCUGCACCUCAGCCUGGGCCCUCAGCACGUCCACAACGUCUACGUCUGCACCGUGAGCAACCCCAUCGGCAACCACUCGCAGACCUUCACCCCGUGGUCCGUGUGCAUGCCAGACCCUCCAGAACUAAGACCCUGGGGACUGUAUGUCGGGCUGUCCUCAGGGGCCAUCAUUGGUGUCAUCUUGACGCUCAAAGUAGCAGUGCUGCUGUUGAGAAGAAGAGGUAAAGCAAAUCAUUACCAGUCAACCACAGAAGCAAAAAGCCUUACUAUCUAUGCCCAAGUCCAGAAAUCAGGUUCCAUUCAGAAGAAACCUGAUGCCCCGUCAGCUCAGGACCCCUGCACCACCAUUUAUGUCGCUGCCACAGAACCUGUCCCAGAGCCUGUCCAGCAACCUCCCCAGGAACCAAAGUCCAUCACAGUCUACGCCAGCGUGACACUGCCGGAGAGCUGA
Molecule: messenger RNA, 801 nt
Organism: Puma concolor (puma)
Lineage: Eukaryota; Metazoa; Chordata; Mammalia; Carnivora; Felidae
Source: RefSeq, a predicted model, not a curated record